UUUAUUUUUCAAAAUGGAAUAUAAUUAAGUGAAAAAGAUAAUAGAUAUGAUUCACAAUUUUAAUCAAGAAAUGACAAAUUUUUUUUUUUCUUCUUAUUCCCUGAGUGGGAAUUAUGGAGUUGUUAGUAUCAUUAUGCCCUUUACCUUUCUACUAGCUCUGUUAUGAAUACUAACCAAUUUAUUAAAAAAAUAAAAAUAAAAAUCACAAUGGAGAUUCUUAGCAACAACUCCUCAUAUAUCUAUAUCAACUUCUCUAUUUAAGAUUCACCCCAUAAUCAUUCAUCAUAUUCAUAACAAAAAAAAAAAAGCUCAGCAGAUCUCUCUGAUCAUCAAGUCCACUUUCUAAUCAACUAAAAAUGAUGAAAAGUGAGUCCACUGCAAUUGAUGUACCAGAGUCCAGCGCUGUUCCUAAAGGAAAAGCAUCUCUCAUGGCAGCUACUAGAGAUGCAAAGGGAGGAUAUAACAAGGGGUUUGCAAUUUUUGACUUCAUUCUAAGGCUAGGUGCUAUAGUUUGUGCCCUAGCUGCUGCUUCUACCAUGGGAACCAGUGAUGAGAGCCUUCCCUUCUUCAAUCAGUUCUUCCAGUUCCAAGCUAGCUAUGACGAUAUUCCCACUUUUCAGUUCUUUGUGAUUGCAAUGGCAAUGAUUGCUGGUUAUCUAGUCCUUUCUCUUCCUUUCUCUAUAGUAUCCAUUGUUCGCCCCCAUGCUGCUGGACCAAGGAUCUUGCUCCUCAUUUUUGACACUGUGUCGCUUGCCCUGAACACCGCCGCUGCUGCGGCUGCGGCGGACAUAGUGUACUUGGCUCAUAAUGGGAAUUCAACCACAAAUUGGUUUGCUAUCUGCCAACAGUUUGGUGAUUUCUGCAGGAAAGUGAGUGGGGCUGUGGUGGCAUCGUUCGCUUCAGCUGUGGUUUUCAUGUUGUUGGUCAUCAUGUCUGGUCUGGCUCUCAGAAGGCAAUAAGAAAAUAUAUAUAAAAAUAAGGAUAAUGCAUGGACACCAUCUCCGCUUUGUCCAUCUGUAAAAUUCUCAUUAAUGUUUCUUUUGUGUGAUCCUGUCCUGUGAUGGAGAAUGUAGUGUAAUUAAGUGUGGAUUUUAAUUUCAGUGGAAAUUAAUGUAUUCUUCUUACAGUCUUACAUAUCUGUUUAUGCUAAAUUAUUGAUUUAAUAAAGUUUUUGCCUGUGCUUAAAGAUUCAA
Molecule: messenger RNA, 1193 nt
Organism: Manihot esculenta (cassava)
Lineage: Eukaryota; Viridiplantae; Streptophyta; Magnoliopsida; Malpighiales; Euphorbiaceae
Product: casparian strip membrane protein 2
Exons: 3
Coding region: 357-959 (200 amino acids)
Source: RefSeq, a predicted model, not a curated record